UUAUUUUUCGAGAUUUAUUUAUUUGCAUUGUAAUUCUGUUUUUUAAGUGCUGUUAAAAUAAAUGUAUGAUUAUUAUUUGUAUAAUUAUACUUUGUUUCGCUAAGUUUUUGCUGAAAACAAUAAACCGACAUUUGAUAUUAUUUCGUAGCGAUAAGAUAGUUUUAUAAAUGUAUUUAAUAUCAUAUUAUAUUUGGUUGUGUAACUGCCCGUAUGGAGUUUUUCUCUGGAACCAUGAGACUUUUAAUCAUUUAAAUAAAUAUAUGUAUUUUAUAAUCCGGAAUAAAUGAAGAUGCAUGUUUACAUAUUAAACCAAGUUGUGACCUUUUGUCAUUUUGAAGAGGAAAAAUGAUCCAAUAUUUCGCAAAAGUUUUAAAACGUAUAUUUUUACUGCACUACAUGUACUUUCACUGUAUGAAGCUGACAAUACUUGUGUACUUUGAUAUGAAUUUGAACGCAGGAGUAUUUGUACACGAGUAGAUCUGAGUACUUGUUCCUCUGUGUGUUGUUGUUUACAGUAUUUGACGUGUGUCCGCUGCGCUGCACGCAAACAGGUGAAAGCUGCAUGGCAGUGCGCGUGUCUCAGGGGGGGGGGGUGUCUAAUACCUGACCGGUCUGCAGCCACAGUACACAUGAGAGCAGCCUGCCUGCUGCCGGGCAGACAUGUCCCGCUCACCUCUCCACUCCCUCCCCGGGGGAGAGUUGCUGUCCGCGGGGCUGAGUGUGAAGAACGGCCUGCAGGAGGAGGAGAAAGAUGAAGAUGGAGAUCUGGACGACGAGGUGGACGCUUCUCAGCUGGAGAGGUUCAUGAAAGACCGGAGGAGAGCCAUGUCCCUGCCCGCCUACCCGGCUGCGCUUCUGGUCGGCGUCUCCGGGAGUAACGGGAGGAAGCGGGUGAAGUUCGCUGACUCCAUGGGGCUGAACCUGGCCAGCGUCAAGCACUUCAGCUCGCUGGAGGAGCCGAAGAUCCCAAGUAAAGUUCUGUCCCGGCACAAGAGCUUCCCGCCGCAGCAGCAGGACUUCCUGAACGACGUGUGCCAGAGCUUUAAAGUCAGUCUGGACACGGACCGGCUGGUGGCCUGCUUCCCGGAGCCCCGGGAGCCGGAGCGGAGGGCACAGCGGUUCCGCGUCUGCCUGGAGAAAGUGUCCAUCUCACAGUUUGACGUGCGGGGGCAGAUCCGGGUCUUUACCGGCUGCACCGAAAAAGAGGUCGGGGUGAGGUACACCUUCAACGACUGGCUCUCCAACGUGGACGCGCAGGCUCUGCCCGCGGCCGCGGAUCAGCCGGGCUUCGUGGGAGAGCGCUUCAACUUCACCAUGUACACGCCGCCCAUCAUGGAGCCCUGCUCGGCCGUGCACUUCGCCGUGUACCUGCGGAGCGAGGAGGGGGAGUUCUGGGACAACAACGAGGGGCACAACUACACCCUCCAGUACCACUGCAUGCACAGCAUCAAGCCGUUUGUCAGCGCCGCUUUCAACGCCACCUGACCGCUGCGUGGGCCGUGCGUAAAGGCUAAAGCAUCUGUGCGUAAUAAACUCUCCGUCUGCUAAAAUGCUUUUCACUCAGCUGCUGAAUAAAACUCAAUCAGUUGUGAGUAAUGUGUUGAGUCUUUUUGAGAUUAGGGAACGUGCGUUCUGUCAGUUUUAGUUUUCCUUAGUUUUGGCCUCUGAGUGAUUCUGCGUUGCCCUUUGAUCUGUAAUUUAAGUGUUGAACAGCCUCAUUAAAUCUGAGAUGUGUGUCCAUUUAGAGAUAAUUGUAUGAACUGUCUCUAAAGGACACACGUCUCUGUCUCUCUGCUGUGGACUCCAUCUGCCUGUAGACAUGUUCACUCAUUAAAGAUAAUUAGCGGUGUGGAUGUAUGAGGUGUGUACAUAAAGCUCCAGGCUGCUGGACGUGGCUCCUGAGGAAACAUGUCAAUAACACGUGUUGAUGUUUGUCUUGUCAA
Molecule: messenger RNA, 1943 nt
Organism: Cottoperca gobio
Lineage: Eukaryota; Metazoa; Chordata; Actinopteri; Perciformes; Bovichtidae
Gene: ppp1r3g
Product: protein phosphatase 1 regulatory subunit 3G
Exons: 1
Coding region: 661-1485 (274 amino acids)
Biological process (GO): regulation of glycogen biosynthetic process
Cellular component (GO): protein phosphatase type 1 complex
Molecular function (GO): glycogen binding; protein phosphatase 1 binding
Source: RefSeq, a predicted model, not a curated record